Messenger RNA from Laccaria bicolor S238N-H82, 642 nucleotides. RefSeq lists its product as uncharacterized. The record is from RefSeq and is a predicted model, not a curated record. The transcript has 3 exons. The coding region runs from base 1 to 642 and encodes 213 amino acids. Gene Ontology annotation, biological process: proton motive force-driven mitochondrial ATP synthesis. NCBI's taxonomy places the organism in Eukaryota, Fungi, Basidiomycota, Agaricomycetes, Agaricales, Hydnangiaceae. Gene Ontology annotation, molecular function: proton-transporting ATP synthase activity, rotational mechanism.
AUGUUACUUGCAUCCUCCGCACGCUCAGUCGUCGCCACCCCCGGCCUGGGCCGCCGUGCAGCCUCUGUCAUUGCCGGAAAAUACUCCAAGGCGGUCUUUGGCGCUGCCCUUGCCAAGUCACCAGCGACCCUCACCAAAGUCCACACCGAGCUCGCGGGCGUGUCCAACUCUAUCAAGACUCGGCCGGAAGUUGAUGGGUUCGUCCACAACCCAACACUGUCUUUGCAAGAGCGCAAGAAGGGUUUAGAGUCGCUCUUCUCGAAAUUGGAGGGAACCGGACCCAAAAAGGAACAGGUUUCGGAAAUUACCAAAAACUUGCUGUCAGUGUUGUCGGAGAACGGGAGAUUGGGAGAGACACAGGCCGUCAUUGAAGGGUUCAACGAGCUCGUUUCGCAGUACAAGGGAGAAUUGACCGUCACUGUCACGUCCGCUACGCCUCUGACAAAGGACGUCCUUACUCGUCUGGAGACGACACUAAAGCAAUCGCAAACCGCCCAGGCUGCCAAGGUGCUCAAGAUCACCAACAAGGUAAACCCCGCGGUGUUGGGUGGUCUGAUUGUUGACUUCGGAGACAAAACCAUCGACUUGAGUGUACAAUCGCGUGUGACCAAGUUAAACAAUGCUCUUACGCAAUCGGUCUAA